AUGAAGUCGAUUUUACCGAAGGAGACAGCAGAUGAUGUGCCCGACAAGCACCAGGCCUUUCCAAACAUCAUGCAUGUCGGACCCCGCGAACCGGCGCUGAGAAUGUCCAUGCCUGCGCGGAUCACUAGUUUCAGUCCGACUGGCAUGCUCCACGAUAAUGACGAUGCUGACGACCCCAUAGAUGUUGACGGCUUCUGUCCGACUCCCGACUUGAAGCUCGUGUCUUCGGAUAUUGAUUCACCGGCGACAGCGGACCUACCCGGGGUCGGUAGCAACGGGGAUCUCUCGGCAGCGACCACGCUCGCCGAAGACGGUGGGGUACCGAACGCUGUCCAGAAAGAAAAACUGGGCAAAGUCCUCCACGACGAUAUAGACGACAUGGACAAUGAGGACGACUUGAACGAGAGGCGUUCGUCUAAAACCCCUUCUCCACCGCCUUCGACGACGAAAGGUUCGAAUCUCGUGAAACCUCCGUAUUCGUAUAUCGCCCUGAUCACCAUGGCGAUCCUGCAGUCUCCCCGCAAAAGGCUCACGCUGUCAGCCAUCUGUGAUUUUAUUAUAAAUAGGUUCCAAUAUUAUCGGGAGAAGUUUCCCGCCUGGCAAAACAGUAUCCGACACAAUCUGUCUUUGAACGAUUGCUUCGUAAAAAUUCCCCGAGAGCCGGGUAAUCCAGGUAAAGGUAAUUACUGGACCCUGGAUCCGGCUUCAGAAGACAUGUUUGACAAUGGCAGCUUCCUCCGCCGAAGAAAACGUUACAAGCGACAGACACCGGACGUCCAACAACCGGCGGCAUUUAUGUCAGGAGGGGACCCGUUCUACCCGCAUCACCGAUUUCAACCGUACCCGAUCAUGGGGCUACCGUACCACGCAUCACACGUUAGUCCUCAUAUCCCUCUAUUUGCCCACAGUGAAGCCACUCGGACUCCGGCCCUUUUGCCCGUCUCUUUGGGGAUGUCGUCUCCGAGCCAGGCAAGCCUAAUCAAUGCAGCCAAAAACGCCGCAGCGGCGGCAGCCGCCGUCGCCGGCAGCGGCGGUGGAGGCGGCGGCGGCGGCGGUGGGGCUACUAAUGGGGGAAGUACAGGGAGCGGAGGGGGAGGCAGUGUAGUGGAUAUUAAGCCACCUAGUUCUUCGGCUAAGAACGGAUUCUCAAUUGACAGCAUUAUCGGUAAGUCAUCAUCGGAGAACAAAGUGAAUUUCGAAACGCCGACAGCUCUGACCUGCUUCAGGGCGGCCGACUUAUCUCCGGCCAGUGUACAGAUGUCAAUGCCCAACGCGGCGCUUCCCUCGUUUAGACCGACGGGGAUAGAUAUGUUUCGGCAGGCCACGAGCGCUUUCAGCACCCCGUUUGCUUUCACGGUAAAUCCUCUGGAUGUUGACAAAUACAGACAUUACUUGCAGACGUGUGGGUUAACAAGUUGGCCGCGGUGA
This is a messenger RNA of Acanthosepion pharaonis, 1428 nucleotides long. NCBI's taxonomy places the organism in Eukaryota, Metazoa, Mollusca, Cephalopoda, Sepiida, Sepiidae. The record is from the annotation of a GenBank genome assembly.